UCUCGCAUUGGGUAGAGAAAUCGAGGAUGAAACGAGGAGAAAGUUCAUCAGCUCUUGAGUCUCAUCUGAUGAUUACGAUCCAAGAAAGAAGGCAUGAUGAUCAAGAAGAAGAAGAAGAAGAUUGUUGGAUAGGAAAUUAUGUGGAAGAAGCAAAAAAACAAGUGCGGUUAGCAGUGCCUUUAAUAGCAGUUAGUAUGUUGCAGUACAGCUUACAGGUGAUAUCGAUAAUGUUCAACGGUCAUCUUGGAGAGCUUCCUCUUUCCGGUGCCUCUAUGGGGUCUUCCUUUGCUUCAGUUACUGGCUUCACUGUCCUGCUAGGGAUGGGUAGCGCAUUAGAGACGCUAUGCGGACAAGCCUAUGGAGCGAAACAGUACCACAUGCUAGGUGUUCACACGCAGCGAGCAAUGCUAACCCUCCUAGCCUUAAGCAUUCCUCUAGCACUAAUUUGGUACUACACAAGCACCAUUCUCAUAGCUCUAGGCCAAGACCAUGAAAUAUCUACUGAAGCCGGAGUUUUCAAUUGCUGGAUGAUCCCAAGCCUUUUCGCCUUUGGCCUCCUUCAAUGCCUAAACAGAUUUUUACAAACCCAGAACAAUGUUAUUCCUAUGUUGAUAAGCUCUGGAAUCACGGCUUUGCUACAUGUUCCUGUUUGUUGGGUUCUUGUGUUCAAAAUUGGAUUUGGGAUCAAAGGAGCUGCCUUGGCAAUUAGUAUUUCCAAUUGGGUUAACGUACUUUUGCUGGCAAUUUAUGUAAAAUUUUCUCCAGCUUGCGUGAAAACUUGGACUGGGUUUUCAGAAGAAGCCUUGCAUGAUCUUCUCAGCUUUAUAAAGCUGGCUGUUUCAUCAGCAAUCAUGAUAUGGUAA
Molecule: messenger RNA, 863 nt
Organism: Juglans regia (Persian walnut)
Lineage: Eukaryota; Viridiplantae; Streptophyta; Magnoliopsida; Fagales; Juglandaceae
Product: protein DETOXIFICATION 16-like
Exons: 2
Coding region: 27-863 (278 amino acids)
Biological process (GO): xenobiotic detoxification by transmembrane export across the plasma membrane
Cellular component (GO): membrane
Molecular function (GO): antiporter activity; xenobiotic transmembrane transporter activity
Source: RefSeq, a predicted model, not a curated record